Messenger RNA from Labrus mixtus (cuckoo wrasse), 2732 nucleotides. RefSeq names its product tetratricopeptide repeat protein 31-like. The record is from RefSeq and is a predicted model, not a curated record. Lineage: Eukaryota; Metazoa; Chordata; Actinopteri; Labriformes; Labridae. Gene Ontology annotation, molecular function: protein binding; RNA binding. The coding region runs from base 151 to 2091 and encodes 646 amino acids. The transcript is spliced from 18 exons.
CAGUCCAGAAACUACACGAGAGCGCGCGAACAGCGACCAGCAGCAAAAGUUACAUGCUGCAGGAAGUAGCUAAAAGCUAAUGCACGCCUUUGUGUAUUUAAGCCGAAUAUACGAGUAUAUGGUGCGCUGCGGGGGUAAUUAUUACUAAACAUGGAGUCAGACGACGAUGACAAAGAGCUUCCAGACCACCCCGUCUUGCAAAGGUUUCUGGGUAUGUUUGAUGGAAAUCCCGGUUUUCAACGGAUAUUAAGACUUGGGCUUCGUGUAGCUGAACUAGAAUCAAAAGAGGAGAUUUACGAAGUACAGGACGUUUCCCAACUACCCAUGCACCCCAGUGAAUACCUUAAGGCAACUAACUGGAGCAGUGAUGGUAGAUUUAUUGGGAAAUAUACAAGACAGUCCAGCGUUGCCAAUCGAGUGCCUUACUUCACUACAAACACAGAACUUCCUCCCCCAGCCUCUGUGGAGGAUCAGACCAAGGAGAGGGAUCCUGAAAAAACAGGCCGAUUAUUACAAGAGGCGAAACAAUACGCCUCAAAGGCUGAGAGGAAACGGCUCAAGAAACAGAAACAGAAGGAGAAAAAACAGCAAGGGAAGUUGGAUAAAGAAAAGCCGAGCCCCGGGACAAAUGAAGAUGGAGAAGACGGUGCAUGUAAAACAGAGAGUAAACAACUUAAUUGUGAAUCAAACAAUAGCAGUUCCAGUGAUAGACAGCUGGCGUCAGCAAAAGAUACAGACAGCAGUGACGGAAGUAAAGAGGAAUCCAGCGAUCGAGACACCGAGGAUGACUCUGGCAGCGUUGAGGAGCUGGACAUGGCAAGUUUAUUUGUGAGCAAAGCUGCGGAUAUAGCCAGACGUAAAAUGGAGCAGAAGAGGGAGAAAAAGCAAAGCCCUGUUAAAGAAGACUCUAAAAGCAGCCCGGGCAAAACUGAAGACUCAGUGAUUGAUAAGAAGGAUUCUGUCGCUACCAGCAGCCUUACUUUUGAAGAUAACAUUAAAAUAAGUACCGACCUUGCAAAUUCAGGAAACAGGUUUGCCAGCACUGGAGACUAUAGUAUGGCUGUGAUGUAUUUCACUGACGCAAUCAAGUUCAACCCUACAGAGUUUAAGUUGUUUGGCAAUCGGUCCUUCUGUUUCGAAAAGAUGCAGGAAUACGAGAAGGCGCUGGCGGACGCCGAGUUGUCUCUCAGCAUGUGUCCAGGCUGGGUUAAAGGUCUGUUUAGGAAAGGCAGAGCUCUGGCAGGACUGAAGAGGUACGAUGAGGCGUCUCAGGCCUUCAGGGAUGUUCUCCAACUGAAAGAAGAGCAGAGUAAGGAAUAUGCAGAGGCUGCCCAUGAACUGAUGCGGGUGCAGAUAACACAGCUAAUGGGGUUUGGAUUCACUCGGGAGCAGAGCUCAAAUGCUUUAAUUCUAAACGGGACUGUUGAAAAAGCACUAAAGGUUCUGUCCAAAUUAAACAAUCGACCUGGGCCUGUUCAAAAUGGCGCUCACCCAGCAGCUAGAUUAGUAAACGUUGGUGGAGUUUCUCCCGUCCUGUCUGCCAUAAAGCCCGCCCCUCAUCCCCCUCAGUCCCACAAUGCACCAAAACCUCCACACCUGAACAAACCUUUAGUGCCUGUCCAGAAUAUGUCAAAUGUCAAGAGCCAACCACAACCUGUUCUUAACCAGGCUCCAAGGACCUACAGUACAGACCCUCGCCAACCACAUGAGCUGUUUCCUAUUUGGGUGGGGAACCUGUUUGAACCUCUAACUGAGUCUGAUUUAAAACACCUGUUUAACAAGGCUGGAGUCAUCCAUAGUGUCAAGCUCCUGUCUUACAAACGCUGUGCCUUUGUGAACUAUACAAAGCAAGAGUAUUGUGAUGAAGCAAUCCGACGCUUUCAUGGCUUCGAUCUGAACGGUGCCAAGAUCGCCGUGAGAUACCCGGACAGGAUUCCUCAUGGCAUAGGCAUUUCCAAAUCUGCCAUCAAAGCUGAAGACAUGGAGGAUGUGUACACAGGGUACGAGUAUGGGAGAAAUGCAGUCGGAGGUGGAAGACCGUUUCGUUCCUACAGACACGCCCCUGAAUACAGAGGAAACUAUCAGUACUGAGAGGGAACAGGACGUCCUUUUGAAUAAAAGCUCAUAAUCGUAUACUGCCAAUUAAGUUUGUUUAAUGAUUCAUAUGUACCGGGCUUUAAACCUUUGGUCCUUUUAGAACGGCGAGUACUUGACCUGGACCACAGAAACCAAUGCUUUUAAGAAGGGACGUCAGUGGUAUUCAAAGAAACGACUCCCGAUGAUCUUAUCAAGGGUUUUGUUUACAUUUUUAAAGGGAAACCUGAUAUUUAGAAUUUUACAUAAGAUACUGAUUUUACUUUUUUUUUUUUAAGCUAAUAGCUGCCAAAAGUAGGACAGAUCCACAAGAGGGUCAUUGUUAAAGUGUUCUCUGGGUUUGAUUAUAUUUGUCAGUAUAAAGGGGAAAAAAACAUAUAAAUACCAUAUUAUAACAUAUUACACUUUAUACUGAGAGUUGAUUUAAAAAUACUGUAUUACACCAGGACCGAGGCUCUAAUGUCUGAAAGUAAUGGCAGAUCUGGUUGUACAUUAAAUACUGAAAAAGAAGAAAGGGGAAUCAUCUGUUUAUGGAUUCAAAGUUUAACAUUUGCAUUUCUGGUCUGUGUAAACUUUAAAAAUAAGAUAAUGCAACCUCCUCACAAAUGAUCUGAAUAACUUGUUUACUCUUCAUACUG